UGCUCUCCGCCAUGAGCUACGCCUCCCGCCCUGUCCGCCAUGCCACCACCACUUCGACGGAAUGGAAAGCAGCAGGCGUGUGAGCCCUGUCGCAAGGGCAAGCUGGCCUGCGAUCACGCCGCGCCGUUUUGUGGGAGAUGCGUGCGGAGGAAGAUAACCGCGCGGUGUAUCUAUCACCCGGCGCCCAUGACCAGAAAGAAGGUGCCGCCGGAACCAGGUCCAGGUCCAAGUCCAGGUCCCGUGUUGCCACAACAGCUCACGCCCAGCAACUCCACCGACCGCUCAAACCACAUCUUCUCUCCUUCGCAAUCGUCGGAGGUCUUCAGCACGCCCUUCCGCCCGGAUCUGAAUGCCCAGGAAACCCCGCGUAGCUCGGUCCCUGAUGUGCCUGACGCGCGUAACCCAGGCGCCAAAGAGCGCAAUCACGGCAACGGCAAGGUCGUCACUCCAGCCUUCCGGCGGACCGCCAGGUACUACGGCCCGACCAGCUUCUCUGCCAUCUUUAGUGAGCAUGCCGACCUGUCGGAAGGCCUCUUGGAUGUGGGCGAUGAUGGCAGAGACAACUCCUCGGCGUGGCCUUUGGGCGUGCCGUUGCUGGGUAACGACAGCCCUUCAUCCCCGGCUGUGAGAAUGAGCCAGGUUAUCAAGGCUUUAGAAAACUUGCCUUCCAAAGAGAUAUGCUUCAGCUUGAUAGACACCCCUAAAAACACCCACAUCAGUAUGAACAUUGUGCUUAUCCGCCACGCCAUCGAGACUUUGUGGGCCACCUUUGAGCCAAAUCUAGCAGCGCCUCGCACGACCGAGAAGCUUGCUGGCAUUGCUGAGGUGCUCUUUGCGAACGAGUUGAGACCAUUCCCUCCGGCCCCGGAUGAUGGGAUGGAUUGGCUCAACACUUUUAUGGGGCCGAAUCUGCGUUUUGAGAUGCUCGGGAUGCUCUUCUGCUUUUUUGGCAUGGCGUAUCAAUCCCUGAACGACUGGGAUGAGCGAUUCAAGGUCCCUGAAAACCAAGGCCGUGAUAGGAAACAGACAUCCUGGAGGAUGAAAGAGUGCGCCGACGUCUGUCUGAAGAUGAACGAAACCUCUGAGGAGAACAAUGACAUCUCACUGGCUCUACAAGUUUGUACAGCAAUAUUAGAGAGUGUCUGCACUGGAGAUGAGAGUUUACAACUGCGCCGGCGUCAUGGCGAUAUUAUAGUCUGCACAAUUGCUGCUGGCUUGCAUAGACUUCCGGACUAUGGUUCUCAUAAAAUCACGGCCGCUUCAGAAUAUAAGAGGAGGCUCUUCUCCUCAAUAUAUGGCUCGGACAAAAACCAUGCGUUUUUAAACGGGAUACCGCCUGCUCUAAGCGCAAGAUUCUGUAACUUAUGCCUCCCUCUGGAUAUUGGAGAAGAGGAGCUCUUCCUGCCUCAGCGUGAGUUGGUUACUGUUAUCUCGAAGCUGGAUCCUAAUGGAUGGAAUACCGCUGGGGAACUGCACAAAGUUACUGCCCGCCGAGCAUUCCAUCUGCUCUCUGGGAUCCGCGAGGAAAUUCUUGAGCUGUCACUUGGAGUUAACGUACAGCUCUCGGCAUCCAGAGUAGAAGAUCUGCAUCGACGGUGUCAGGCAGUUUAUGAUGCACUGCCUCCCCAGCUUCAUUACUAUGCUCAUGAUAAGAUACCCAAAGAUUGUGAGGGCAAACAUUUAACUGGCAGGGCAUAUUUAAUGCUUAAUUUCUUACAAAACAGCUUUCUCAUUGACCGGGUGGCCAUCGCCCGUGGGCUGCCCAACGAGCAAGGCCUUCUGGAUACCGCGAUGGAGAUGAUGGAUGUUACUAUAACGUUCUGGAUAAAACGGGAUCAAGUCAUGCACUUUUCCCCGUCGUUCGACUGGAUUAUCACCUACGGGAUUCCGAGUGCGGGGGUAAUCUGUGUUGAGCUACUCCGUCAGGUUGCGAGUCGGCACGACCUUCGAUUUUCAAGGUCGGAUGCCAUCCAGAAGCUUACACUGUUUAUCGGCUUCUUGGAGUGGAUCCGGCCAACGGACGGGAAUUAUAUGCUCGCAGGGCGAUUGAAGAGGGUCAUCCGAAGGAUCUUAGAUCACGUUCUCGACCCGCUGCCGAAGGAGACGACUGGGCACGACUUCAUGGACGUUCCAAUCGAUCCGAUGUUAGCGCCUUUCGGCGAGGUGGAUUGGGUCAACACGAUAGAUUGGGCGCAGGGGUCGUGGAUGGAUUUUAAUUGAGCCGUGGGGCUGACCGUCCAUCGUGGACGGGGGGAUUUGAGCAGCUCUCGGUAGAGCCCGGUGUCAGAGGUUUUAGGCAGACAGAGAGGCACCAUAUUGGAUAAUGUGAGUGGCUUCGGGGCCUCUCGCGUACCGUCUCCCUGGUCCCGGGCACGGUAGCAGAGGGAACGACUAGCGGCCGGUCUGUCCUUUGGAGGGGUUCCAGGAAUCCUCCCUACCUAGGACGUUCACCGCCUGCUUCGAGACUCGAGAGUGACAGAUUUAUCGAUUGGUCUUUCACAAGACCCUAGCGAGAGAGAGACACGAUAAGCUUCCGAAUAGGGCCCCAUGGAAGUUCUGGGGCAGUGUACUAGAAGGGAGUUUACUUAUUUAUUAUAAUUAUUUAUCUUUGUCGUGUAUAUAUAUCCGCUAUGCGACGUCAUCUCGAAGAAGACCCGAUAGAUAGGUAGAUAUUUAGAGCAGGAAUAAGAAAAACGCAAUCUAU
This is a messenger RNA of Amorphotheca resinae ATCC 22711, 2704 nucleotides long. RefSeq lists its product as hypothetical. Gene Ontology annotation, biological process: regulation of DNA-templated transcription; DNA-templated transcription. Bases 40 to 2220 code for a protein of 726 amino acids. The record is from RefSeq and is a predicted model, not a curated record. The transcript has 4 exons. Gene Ontology annotation, cellular component: nucleus. Gene Ontology annotation, molecular function: zinc ion binding; DNA binding; DNA-binding transcription factor activity, RNA polymerase II-specific. NCBI's taxonomy places the organism in Eukaryota, Fungi, Ascomycota, Leotiomycetes, Helotiales, Amorphothecaceae.